GUCAGACUCAAGAAUGUGUUCGGUCAGCUGAUCCGGCAGCGCUGACUAGGGCCACAUACCGCAGCAUCCGCUGUCCUGAGGCAUGCGCCCAGGGGUCAGACACUGAUCCGGUACCGCACAGUGUUCUCCAUUCAACAGAAGCCCCCAAGCGUCUGACAGUCGAUGCCCCUGACGACUUUACAAUGGCUCAUGACUACCACAUCUUCAAGUCAAGAAGCCAUCAACGUCCCACUGUCCUGGGGCCUUCCAUCUUUAGAGACCCAUGGGAACUAUACCGGAGAAGAAGCUGACUGCCGAGAAGUGGGGAAGAUAAAUGUCUCCCUCCGCUGUGAUUUUAUCAGGAGGACUUCAGAUUGCAAUGACACGGAUGGAUAUUUUAGCUAUCUGGAUGGGGCGUUCUGCAGUUUUCCUCCUGAACUGUUUCCCUUUGCUAUCUUCCUGUAUGCCCUAUGGCUCCUCUACCUCUUCAUAAUCCUUGCAGUGACUGCAGAGAAAUUCUUUUGUCCGAAUUUGUCUGCAAUCUCCCGAACGCUCAGACUGUCCCAUAAUGUAGCUGGUGUCACAUUUCUUGCCUUUGGCAACGGUGCUCCUGAUGUGUUCAGUGCGGUUGCUGCUUUCUCCGACUCGAGAACUGCUGGGUUAGCCAUAGGUGCCCUUUUUGGUGCUGGUGUAUUUGUCACCACUGUGGUGGCUGGAGGCAUUGCGCUGGUGAAACCAUUUACAGCCGCUUCUCGUCCCUUUCUGAGAGACAUUGUGUUUUAUAUGUCUGCCGUUUUCCUCACAUUUUAUGUGCUCUAUCGGGGUUAUGUAAGCUUGCCAGAUGUUUUAGUGUAUUUGUUGCUCUACCUGGCUUAUGUCCUUGUGGUUGUCCUUUCCACCUGGGUCUAUCAGAGAAUGCGUUAUCAGCUAUUGUCUGCCCCCAGCUUAGAUGAACCAGAGUUUCGAACAGACACAGAAGAAAACUCAACCCCCACCCCUCAUGGCUCAGAGUAUGGAGAUGAGUAUCAGCCAUUAUUGCCAGUACAAAACACUACGUGGCAGAUCCUGUUGGAAGGAAUUAAUCCAGUGGACUCAAGAAAGUGGAGACAGAAACGCUGGUAUUGGAAAAUAUUAAAAUCUUUCAAGGUUCCUAUAGAGGUUUUGCUGCUACUCUGUGUGCCAGUUGUGGACCCAGAUAAAGAAGAUCGCAACUGGCAGAGACCCCUGAACUGCCUACAUGUAAUCACCAGCCCACUUCUCUGUCUAUUUUCUCUACACUCAGGAGCUUAUGCAUAUAUCGUUAUUCAGGGAGCGCUUCCAGUGUGGGCCCUUUUGCUGCUGAUUGGAAGUCCUUUGUCACUUAUUAUUUUCUUUACCACCAGGAACGGAGAACCCCCAAAAUAUCACUGCAUCUUUUCCUUUAUGGGAUUUAUUACAAGCGCACUUUGGAUAAGUGCUGCAGCAACUGAAGUAGUUAGCCUUUUGCGCACCUUCGGAGUCAUCUUCCGCCUGAGUAAUACAGUUUUAGGUCUAACUUUGCUUGCCUGGGGAAAUAGUAUUGGAGAUUUUAUAUCUGACCUUACACUGGCUCGCCAAGGCUAUCCGCGCAUGGCGUUCUCUGCCUGCUUUGGAGGGAUCAUCUUCAAUGUUCUCAUAGGAGUUGGCCUGGGUUGUCUUCUACAGAUGGGUCCAAGUUACAAAUUACAGCUUGAAGCACAAGGUCUUUUGGGGUGGAUCCUAGCCGGCGGUCUUGGAAUCAGUCUAGUUUUCUCCCUAAUAGCAGUACCCAUACAGUGCUUUCACCUACGAAGAGGAUAUGGGAUUGCCCUAUUCUUCCUCUAUGGGCUCUUUCUCGUUGUUGCACUUUUAACUGAAUUUGGAGUCAUCAGACUAUAAAACUUUUGAUGUGGAUGAACAGAUCAAUGGAAUAACUUACAGACUAGAAAAAUACAAAUUGGCACCUUUCUUUCACCUCUGCUCCAGACCACGUCCUUACUGGCUGCAUUAUUGUCUCAGGGUGUUAUUUGGCGGUUUAUUUAAUUUUUUGAGACACACAAUCAAGAUGUUUUACUAUUUGUUAUUUAAAAGGGAAACCAGCAUGUGUUUUUGUUUUUUAUUUUAUGAACUUUUUUUUUUUUUUUACAAAACAAUUGCACAAUCUUGAAAUGACUGAUAUAUUUUUUAUUCAUAUUGUGAGCUGCACCUACAUGCGGUAACCAAUGCAAUUAUGCUCAAAUACUUUGUGAGGAUAUAUUUUAUAUAUGUAUUUUUUUUUUUAAUAAAGCUGUUCCUUGU
Molecule: messenger RNA, 2274 nt
Organism: Bufo bufo (common toad)
Lineage: Eukaryota; Metazoa; Chordata; Amphibia; Anura; Bufonidae
Gene: SLC8B1
Product: solute carrier family 8 member B1
Exons: 17
Coding region: 163-1875 (570 amino acids)
Biological process (GO): calcium export from the mitochondrion; intracellular calcium ion homeostasis
Cellular component (GO): membrane
Molecular function (GO): calcium:sodium antiporter activity
Source: RefSeq, a predicted model, not a curated record